AUAAAGGGCCGAGAACUAAGCGAAUCCACACAGUCGGCAGUGGCGUCGCAGCGAGUUGUGGUCGUUGUGGGAAUUAAUUCAAAGAAAACUCUUUUGUAAUUCCCGGACGAGCGAAGGGGAAAAUGACCGACGUGGAGCAGCAGCAGGUGAAGGGAUCCCAGAACGGUCAUUUUGAAGAGGGAGAGGGUCCGGAUGCGGGCGAGGAAAUGAUGGCGGAUGGAGCCGAGGCUCCUACGAGCGCCGAGAUCGAGGGCUCGAAAAUCAACGCCAGCAAGAAUGAGGAAGACGCCGGGAAAAUGUUCGUGGGAGGUUUGAGUUGGGAUACCAGUAAAAAAGACCUGAAAGAUUAUUUUUCUAAAUUUGGUGAAGUUGUGGACUGUACAAUUAAGAUGGACCCCGCAACGGGAAGGUCGAGAGGGUUUGGAUUUAUCCUCUUCAAAGAUUCUUCCAGCGCCGAUAAGGUAUUGGAACAAAAAGAACACAAAUUAGAUGGGAGAGUAGUUGAUCCUAAAAGAGCAAUGGCCAUGAAGAAAGAGCCUGUAAAGAAAAUCUUCGUUGGAGGCCUUCAUCCAGAUACUCCAGAAGAUAAGAUCAGAGAGUACUUUGGAAGCUUUGGUGAGGUGGAAUCAAUUGAACUUCCAAUGGACAGUAAGACCAAUAAGAGAAGAGGAUUCUGUUUCAUCUCAUUUAAAGAAGAGGAGCCAGUAAAAAAGAUCUUGGAGAAGAAGUACCAUGAUAUUGGAAAUAGCAAGUGUGAAAUCAAAGUGGCUCAGCCGAAAGAAGUUUAUCAACAGCAGCAGCAAUGGGGAGGCAGAGGCAGCUUUACAGGAAGGGGCAGAGGUAGUGGCCGUGGAGCUGGUCAAAGUCAGAACUGGAGUCAAGGAUACAGCAGUAAUUACUGGAAUCCAAGCUAUGGAAGCAGUUAUGGUUACAACGGGCAAAGUGGCUACAGUACAUAUGGAGGCUAUGAUUAUACUGGCUAUAAUUACAAUAAUAGUUACUAUGGUGGAUAUGGACAAGGAUAUGACUACAAUCAGAGUAAUGGUAGCUAUGGGAAAGCACCAAGACGUGGGGCAGCUCAUCAAGGUGGCUAUAAACCGUAUUAGAAUGGAAUCUGAAUGCAGGUCAUCAACAGGGCAAAAUCUUACACAAGUCCUCUUGAUGCAACUGUGUUGCAUUUGGGACUAAUUUCUUUGAACUGUUUUCAUCCUGGAUGACUCCCCAUAUGUACAGAACAGACUUGUAGGGAAACUUUACAGCUUUUAAUUUUGUAGUCUGUCUUCAUGUUGUACAUUUCCUGUGAUGGAAGUGUUUUUUACUAUACUUUUUGGUACCCAAUGGAUGCUGAUAAUGUAUUAUGUAAGUUUGUAUUUUACCUAAAAUUACUGGAUUUGCAUUACUGACUUGUUUAUUGGAUUAGUCAAAGUUCCUGAAUUAAAGUUCCUUUUGUGUA
This is a messenger RNA of Hypanus sabinus (Atlantic stingray), 1453 nucleotides long. Its product is annotated as heterogeneous nuclear ribonucleoprotein D-like. The record is from RefSeq and is a predicted model, not a curated record. Gene Ontology annotation, biological process: regulation of gene expression. Gene Ontology annotation, cellular component: nucleoplasm. The transcript is spliced from 8 exons. Lineage: Eukaryota; Metazoa; Chordata; Chondrichthyes; Myliobatiformes; Dasyatidae. Bases 123 to 1106 code for a protein of 327 amino acids. Gene Ontology annotation, molecular function: RNA binding.